GGAACUGUUAUAGCAGGGUAGUUCUUUGGUGUGCUUCUCUAGUCUGAGUUUAUAAUUCAGAGGCUGAUACAAGACAGAACCUGAACCAAGCUAAGAAAGUCAUGGCAGCGGGUGUGAUCAAGAAUAUGUCAGAUUUUAGGCUAGUUCCUACCUUUCAGCUUCCCAUGCUAAAUAUCAAUGUUCAUCAAGACAUGGAUUUCCAGGAAACAUCUGAGGAAGAGGAAGAAUUUGAAGACGACAGUGAAAACAAAGAACCAGAAUCUGUCACCAAAUGCAUUGAAAGUGAAAACUGGACUCCUGCAUGCCAGUCACUAAAUCCUAUAGAAAACACAGACACCACAUUGCAGCUACUGAGGUUUACUGAUUUAAUCAACAAUGAUAUCCAGAAGUACUUUGGCAGAAAAAACAAGGAUGAUGACCCUGAUGCUUGCAAUAUUUAUGAAGACAGGUUUUCUUCUGGUAAAUCAGGGAGAGAACUGUACUAUGCAGAUCUAAUAAGAAUUGCACAGGACGGAGAUCAAGAGGAGGAGGAAGCUCAUGUACCUUUAACAUGUCCCAGAGAAAUAGAUAUACAGGCAUUGAAGUUAAUCUGUGACAGAGAAAGCAUUAAAAAGUUAGGACCCUUGGCAGAACUUUUUGAAUAUGGUUUGCACAAGCACAUGAAAGAAACAAUCUUGAACAGAAGAGACAGCAAGAGACAAAGACUAGAUAGAAAAUAUGCCAAUAUAAUCCCAAUGCACAGUCGAAGGCUUCCUUUAUCUUUUUGGAGAGAGCCCAUUUCUGCUAUGCCUGGCUGUGUCCUUCACACCUGUACACCUGACUUCAGUGAUCUUUUAGCCAAUUGGACUUCAGAAUCAAAUGGACAAGAACUCCAACAAGUUACCAGAGAAAUUUCAACUGAAGUAAAUAGAUAUUCAAUGGAAUCAGAAUCUUAUCAGGUUGUAUAA
This is a messenger RNA of Rhincodon typus (whale shark), 947 nucleotides long. Its product is annotated as protein PERCC1. The coding region runs from base 102 to 947 and encodes 281 amino acids. The transcript has 2 exons. The record is from RefSeq and is a predicted model, not a curated record. Lineage: Eukaryota; Metazoa; Chordata; Chondrichthyes; Orectolobiformes; Rhincodontidae.